Molecule: messenger RNA, 2037 nt
Organism: Lactuca saligna
Lineage: Eukaryota; Viridiplantae; Streptophyta; Magnoliopsida; Asterales; Asteraceae
Source: the annotation of a GenBank genome assembly
AUGGCUUCUAAUAUCUCUCUCUUUCUUCCAACUAUGAACUUGAUAGCAUUCAUCAUCUUCUUCUUAUUCGUCUAUGCUGAAUCAACUGAUCAUGACGGAAUAGUAAUCAAUGUUACAAAACACUUAUUUUUCCCUGAUUUCAAUACCCCGAGAACUGUUCAUGAUCUCAUGCUGCUGGGGAGCUCCGUCGUGGACAAAAAAGGUCGGAUUCAGAUACCGGACACCACCCAGAAAGACGGCGUCGAUGAUCUGAAGCACUUAGUUGGUCGUGCUGUUUAUGCUUAUCCUGUUCGUGUUUUUGAUCCCAUAACGCGAACCCCAGCUUCCUUCCAAACGACUUUUGCGUUUCAGAUUGAAACUACACCAACAAACGUAUCUUCUGGUGGAGGAGAUGGUGGCGGCGGUGACGGUGGAAGCGGUUUUACAUUCAUGAUAACACCUGAUGAGUUCACGGUGGGACGACCUGGGCCAUGGCUAGGCAUGCUAAAUGAUGCUUGUGAUGAACAAUAUAAAGCUGUUGGGAUCGAAUUUGACACCAUAGAAAACGUACAAUUUGGUGACCCUAACGACAACCAUCUGGGAAUCAAUUUGGGUUCCAUUGUUUCGACAAUCACCAUUAAUGUAUCGGAGUUUGGUAUUAACUUGAAGGAUGGUGAAAUUCACAGAGCUUGGGUUCAUUACCAUGGCCAAAACCGUUUCUUGGACAUCCGGUUAGGUUCCGACAGCGUUGGAUAUCCUUCAAAACCCGUGUUUUCCGGCCGCGUUGAUAUAUCAGAUUUCUUGAAAGAGUACAUGUUCGUUGGAUUCUCAGCUUCUACAGGAAACUUUACUCAAAUUCAUAACGUCUUGUCAUGGAAUUUUACCUCAAGUAGUCAAGCUUCUCUUCGCGUACCCUCGCCGGAAACCUGCGAAAGCAAAAUCACAGUCGACAAUGGCAACGGCGGUGGGAGAAACAAUCUGAACGGUUUCUUUAUUUUCAUGACAGUGGUUUUCCUUGUAGUUGUAGCUUUGGUGAGUUUAUACUACAACCGGAAGCGAAAGAGCGGGGAGUUGGCCAUGCUGCUGGCGGUGAAAGAACGCCCUCGCCCUCCUAACAAACCACGGCGGUUUACUAUUACGGAGGUUUCAUCGGCGACUCGGUGUUUCGACGAUUUACACAAGGUGGCGAGUGAUGAAAGAAGUGAUACAUAUAGGGGUACUUUAUCGAACGGGUGCCACGUGGCGGUGAAGCGGUUCUCUGUGGAGUAUUUUAAGUCUCAUGGGAUUAACCGGCGGCGCGUGGGUAAAGAGAUAAAGGCAAUGAGCAAGUUACGUCACCCUAAUCUAGUGGCAAUUAGAGGGUGGUGCUUUGACCACCAAGAGACCAUGGUGGUGUAUGACUGUGUGCAAAAUGGGACCUUCGAUGAUUGGCUUUAUGGAAUCGGUAUCUUGCCAUGGAGCCGGCGACUCAAGGUGGUGCGUGACGUUGCACAAGCAUUGAGCUACCUCCAUUCACAAAAACUAGCUCACAAAAAUGUUAAUACAAAUAGUGUAUUUAUCGAUGUAAGUUUCCGAGCCUUGCUUGGCGAUUUCGGGUUCGUGAUGUCGGGUACAGAAUCUAGUCGGUUCGAGGAGACAGUGAGUCUGCCGACAGAUGUUUUUGCAUUUGGGGUGUUUGUGUUGGAGGUUGUGGCUGGCAGAAAGAGGUACAUAUCUGAUUCUGACAUGUCACAAUCUGAAUCUAAAUAUGAAAGGUCAGACUUGGAUCUGUUGGAAUGGGCUUGGAACAUGCAUGAGAUGAAUGAGAAGGACAAAGUGGUGGAUCAGAAGAUGAGUUCGGUGUUGAACAUGGAUCAGGCAAUUCGGGUUGUGGACAUCGGGUUGUUGUGCACCUUGAAGGAGAGUAAGGGGCGGCCGAGUAUGGCGGAGGUGGUGGAGUAUGUUUGUUUUGAGACGGAGGUUCCUAAGUUGCCACCGAAUCGACCCAUGGCUUUGUUUCCUUAUACGAGUACAACGGGACUUUGUACUAAUUCUUACAUGUGUGCUUCCUUCAAGUAA